This is a messenger RNA of Ctenopharyngodon idella (grass carp), 7765 nucleotides long. Its product is annotated as sushi, von Willebrand factor type A, EGF and pentraxin domain-containing protein 1-like. NCBI's taxonomy places the organism in Eukaryota, Metazoa, Chordata, Actinopteri, Cypriniformes, Xenocyprididae. The record is from RefSeq and is a predicted model, not a curated record. Bases 6348 to 7349 code for a protein of 333 amino acids. The transcript has 12 exons.
AUAUUCUAAUUAUAUGACCAGCACCUGUAUAUUACUUGCCAUUACACACAAGUCUUCCAUCUAGUGGCUGUUUAGUGAAAGUGCAGUCUCUGACCUUUUCCUGUUCUGUUCUGAUUCACUGAAAAAUGUCCUUUUACAGGUAUAGCACUUUAUAUACAAACACAACUUUCCACUCUCACCCAAAGAUUCUCUAUAUCUUAUUAUUAUUUUUAAGUUUUUCCAUGAAAAAGUGCACCUUCACCUUUUUUUGAUUUGUUUUUUGAUUUGUUUUUUGGUAGUUUUGUACUGCGUGUGUACCUAUGUCUGUCAGCAUACUGAAAGACCCCACAAAGCCAUUUGAAAACCACAGUUCGUCCAUUGCUGCCUUACAUCCUGUUUCAUUCUAAACUCGCAGCAGUAUGCACCAGCAGAACAUAAUACUCACACCUUUAUUAACACUAUGAAGGGCUUGUUCAUACUGCUUUUAGCACAGAUAAGUAUGCAGUUUCAGUGUGAUAAAACAAAGAUUCAAACCACAGUUGGAAGCGCAUUCACUAUUAUCUGCACCUACAAAACAUCCCAGUUCCGAUUUAAUAAGAAGUACUGGUGUGCUGGAGACUCCAGAGCCUCGUGUGAGGUUCUGAUGGACACAGAUGGAUUCACACAGGCUGCGUACAGAACACGGGCUCAAAUCAUUGAUGGAGCUUCUAGAGGCUUGAUUGUUAAUGUAAGAAAUCUAAAGUUGGACGACACUGGAAUAUAUUGGGUAGCGAUUGACAAAAUUCAUGCUGAUAUAAUGACCAGGAUCCAAGUUACAGUAACAAAAGAGGCUGUAAUGAAACCAAACGUUUGGCCUCUCAGUUCCCCGGAAAUGACAUGCUGGGGACAACUAAUUGUGUUUCGCUGUGGGAGUGAGAGAGGAACAGAUGUGCGGUACACUUGGUACAGAGUUGGACACCCAAACAACAUUGUCCUGCACCAUUUCACUGAUCUCCACCUCCAUUGUUCAAACAUAACUGAAGACAGCCAACUUUUCUGCAUGGCCUCGAAUGAUGUCAGCAGCCAAAACAGCGAAUUUAUUUCUCUGCACCUAAUUCAGCCUGCAGACAAGAACUGUGUUUAUUUCAUCUCAUCAAAGGCUCUCUCUAGCUAUGACUGCAUAAGAAGCACAACAUCACUCUCAACAUCCAUCCAAACUACAGAGAAAUUACUGAGCUCUGCAACAGUCUCUCAACUCACAUGGAGUCAGAAUAAGUCAAUGUCUUGGUCUGGCUUACCACUAUGGUAUGAGUGUCUUCGUUGGUCUCUCUUCUCAGCUAUGAUUACCAUCUUAUAUGUAGUGCACACAUGCUUAAAAUUAACAUCCAGAAGGCUUAGGGCUCAAGUCAAACACGCCAAACACAUCUGACUGAGAACCAUGGUCACAUCUUCACUACAAGUGUGUUUUUAUUCAUGGUGUGCAUGUAAAGUUUGCAUUGUUUGACUUCAUGUCUAGUUACUGUACAUGUCAGCACUGAAUUGAUAUUUCUUGUCCUUAUCCACAAGAUGUGCAAUUAAUUUAGCCCCUAACUGCUUAAUUCCAUUCAAACUUGGUUACAUAUUUCAGCUUUAGGUGUACUGUCUUUAUUUAAAAAAAAAAAAAAAAAAAAGUAUCUGCUUUGUAUGUUGACAGAAAACACCACAACAUGCUCACAUAACAAGCAGAUAUCAACAUUAAUACAAUUAACAUUUUCAAGCAUCUUAUCCUUGAACACAAGCUGGUGAUAUCCUGUUGUUCCCACCAACUCGCUCAAUGGCAUCGAAACUGACAUACGAGAUUGAAACUUAAAGUGACUCCUGGUAUCUUGCCUGCCCUUCCUGAAAGGAAGAUAUCACAUACAGUGAACUAUUGUUGAAAUUGUUUUGUGACCUUGAUGCAUGGACAGUGAUCAAGGGACUGUAAAGACUGAUUUUUCUCAAUACCUAUAUAUAUAUAUAUAUAUAUAUAUAUAUAUAUAUAUAUAUAUAUAUAUAUAUAUAUAUAUAUAUAUUAUAUAUACCUUUAUAUAUUUACACUGUAUCUGAUUACAUUCAAUCUAAAUGAACUCAGUUAUUUCCAAUUUAAAUGGUUUCUGACAAAUUAAAUACUGUUGUUCUUUUAAUGCAGGGAUUCACAAUCUUUUUUGUCAAUUUUUAUCGCAAAUAUUCACUUGAAGUGCCACCUGAGGUUAUUACUAUACAGGUGCAUCUCAAUAAAUUAGAAUAUCAUGAAAAAGUUUUUUUGUUUGUUUUUUUUUUCUGUAAUUUAAUUCAAAAAGUAAAACUUAAAUAUAUUCUAGAUUUAUUAGACACAAAGUAAAAUAUUUCCAGACUUUUUUAUUGUCAUUUUGAUGAUUACAGCUUGCUGCUCAUCAAAAUCAAAAAAUCAGUAUCUCAAAUUAUUAGAAUAUUUAAUUUCAAGUUCUAUUAAAUUACCAUUCUCAGGGUAUAAAUACUGGGUUUAGGUCAGUAAUCCCAACAGCAGUCAUGGGGAAGUCUGCUGACUUGACAGUUGUCCAGAAGACGAUCAUCAAGACCCUCUACAAUGAGGGUAAGCCACAGAGGGUCAUUGCUGGCUGUUCGCAGAGUGCUGUGCCAAAGCAUAUUCAUGGAAAGUUGAAUGGAAGGAAAAAGUGUGGUAGAAAAAGGUGUACAAGUGAAAGGAACGACCGCAGGCUUGAGAAGAUUGUCAAGUGAAGCCGAUUUAAGAACUUAGGAGAGCUUCAAAAGGAGUGGACUGAAGCUGGAGUCAGUGCAUCAAGAGCCACCGCACACAGACGUCUUCAGGAAAUGGGCUACAACUGUCACAUUCCACGUACCAAGCCACUUCUAAACCAAAGAACGUCAGAAGCGUCUUACCUGGGCUAAGGAGAAAAAGAACUGGACUGUUGCUCAGUGGUCCAAAGUCCUCUUUUCAAAUGAAAGUAAAUUUUGCAUUUCAUUUGGAAAUCAAGGUCCCAGAGUCUGGAGGAAGAGUAGAGAGGCACAGAAACCAUGUUGCUUGAAGUCCAGUGUGAAGUUUCCACAGUCAGUGAUGAUUUGGGCUGCCAUGUCAUCUGCUGGUGUUGGUCCACUGUGUUUUCUGAAGUCCACAGUCAACACAGCCAUCUACCAGGAAAUUUUAGAGCACUUCAUGCUUCCUUCUGCUGACAAGCUUUAUGGAGAUGCUGAUUUCAUUUUCCAGCAGGAUUUGGCACCUGCCCUCACUGCCAAAGGUACCAAAAGCUGGUUCAAUGACCAUGGUGUUACUGUGCUUGAUUGGCCAGCAAACUCACCAGACCUGAACCCCAUAGAGAAUCUAUGGGGUAUUGUCAAGAGGAAGAUGAGAGACACCAGACCCAACAAUGCAGUUGACCUGAAGGCCACUGUCAAAGAAACCUGGACUUCCAUUACACCUGAGCAGUGCCACAGGCUGAUUGUCUCCAUGCCACAGCGAAUUGAGGCAGUAAUUAAAGCAAAAGGAGGCCCAACCAAGUAUUGAGUACAUAUACAGUAAAUUAACAUACUUUCCAGAAGGCCAACAAUUCACUAAAAAUGUUUUUUUUAUUGAUCUUAUGAAGUAUUCUAAUUUUUUGAGAUAGUGAAUUGGUGGGUUUUUGUUAAUGUGAGCCAAAAUCAUCACAAUUAAAAGAACCAAAGACUUAAAGUACUUUAGUCUGUGUGCAUUGAAUUUAUUUAAUACACGAGUUCCACAAUUUGAGUUGAAUUACUGAAAUAAAUGAACUUUUCCACAAUAUUCUAAUUUAUUGAGAUGCACCUGUAUAUUUAAAAAAAUUUCACAACACAUUUAUACGUUCACAGGUCUCUAGUAUCACAAUGGUCACAUGACAUGCAGGUAAAUAAAAUGUUUAGUGAUUUAUUUUGUCUAAUGAGUAGGCAAAGGCAACUAAAGAUUGUUUAAAGAUCUACAGUCUGUUGUUCUUUCCUCUUUGUUUGAAUUUCAAUAUAGUGACUUGAUAUGAUCUGAGCUUUUCAUUAUUUGCCUCUUGAAACUAGAGUUGCAUUGAGAUGCCCAGGAAAGAUACCUCAAGAUAUAUACCUCAAGAAAGACACAAAUAUCAAAAAUAUGAACUCUGAACCAUAUAACAGAUUACUAAUGGGCGUUAACAUGGACCACAGCAACAGCUUAAAGUGCUUUUCCACUGUGUGGUAAGACUCGGCACGGCUUGGACUGGUUCGCUUUACUUUCGUUUUGCUUUUCCACUACAGUUUAGUACCGCUUAAAAGUGAGUGGGAUUAUAUCAUUAUAGUUGCGCCGCCUCUACUGCCUUGGAUCUGCUCCUCGGCUACCAACGAGAGGAACAUCUGCACCUCGUCUACUGACCACAAUGCAGCUAUUUCUUUUUUCAAUUUGCGUGCAACGGUCGUUUAAAGCAAGUCGUUUAAAAAGUCGUGCAAACAAAUGGUACUGUGGUGGCUGUUAUUGACUAUUUAAAUCUAGAGGGUUUGGUCUUGUGUUUCAAAUCCAAUGACGCUGGUAGUAAAGAUUCUCUCUGACCAAUCAGUUACCUGCAGUGUUUACACGUCACAUUUUAGUAUCAGUACAGCUUGCAUAUGGCGCUUCAUGCAAUCGCCACCAAACUUGGUCAACACGAAACAAAGACUGAAGAUGCUAAAUUGCGAAUGAUUGUAGGAUAUCUUGAAUAGUGUUGCCAUGGUGAGGGAUUAAAGUAAGGACAAAAAAGGGAAACAGGAAGUGUCUCAUAUCGCGUAAAAUCAUUGUUUGAUUUAAAAUAAAUUAAGAUUGUAUGUUGCCUGGCAUGCACAGGUUUUCUUAAGCCACUGGGGUGGCGGUGGUGCCAGGGCUUGGGCCCGUCAUUGCUGCUUGCAGCUAUAUUUAAUUAAGAGUCAUUGGGGCAGAUUUCUGGCUGCCCCACUUAUUUUCACGUUACCUCACGUAAACCUCGCUCCAGACCUAGGCGAUAUCAGUUCGCUUCAGCUAUGUGUCUGCAUCAGGUCAGUAACUAGUUGGCAUGUCUGUUCUUCCUAUGUUGAGUAGCAUAUCAAAUUAAUGAAAGUAUAAACCCUUUAGUUUAAACGUGCUCAUGUGAAUAGCCUUUAUAUACAGUAGUUCUGUUGUUUGUUUUAGCCUAUGUUUGUUCUGAGAAUAGACAUGUUUUUUUUUCCUCACUGGAAUUCCUACACAACUUACAAUAUUCUAAAACAACAUUCGGAAGCAAUAAAUACCACAUUAUGGCAAUUCUAAGAUGACAAUCAAUGGCUGUGUCCGAAAUCGCCCCCUAUACCCUUAAAUAGGGCACUAUUUGAGGGGACAGCCAUUUGUAGUAGUGUCCGAAACCAUAGUGGACGAUGUUGAGUGCACUCAUUCAAUCCCACAAUGCACCGCAAUAACGAGUGUACAACCGAUGCACGCUCAACGGCUAUAGAAUACCCAUAAUGCACCGUGAGAGUCGCGCGCUGAAUGAAUUCCCGCGUCUCGCCAGGAGAUGGCGCCCGCAGCUGAAUCACUUAUCCAUUCAUUUUCCAAACCGCGCUGGUCCAGCAUUAUCAUACAGGUAUAAAUUCCUUUUUAAUUAAUCAUUAAAUCGUUUAAAAGGUUUGAACAUGCUAGUUCAACAUAAAUAUUCAUUACUACUGGAGCUGCCAGUUUGCUACAUUUCAAAAGAUUAUUAAACAGCAGCACAAACUAUGUGAAAUCGGCAGCCCUUUCGGUGCACUCAGUGUCCGAAUUCACUUACUCGUUUCAUUCACUCCUUCAAGUGGACUAUAUUAGUGGACUAAUGUAGGGAAUAGUGAAUGAGGGUAUAGGGGGCGAUUUCGAACACAGCAUAUGUGUUUGUCUUGUAUACUAAAGUCAGUCAAUCAUCAUUAGAGUGCCACCCUCAGGCUAAAUAAUGCAAGGACAUUAAAAUUCUGCCAGAAAUAUGAUGUGUUCAGCGAUUACAAUAUAAAUCUUACAAAAUGUUUAUAAUAAACUAGUGCUAAGACCCAGACUCUGCCCUACAUAAAUUUACAGCCAGGAGCCGCUACUGUGUACUGAGACGUACCAUUCAGUGGAAAAGUGCCAUUAUAUUAAACCAGUAAAACAAAAAGCAUUAUUUAAAAAAAAAAUAGUAACCACAUACUUUUUUCAAGCUGCAAUGCUGGCAGUUUACACAAAAUAAUAAUUUGAUUCCUGCUAAAAAAAAAAAAAAAAAAAAAAAGUUGUUCAAGCUAUUUGUUAGGAGAAUAUUUUUCCAAGUUGUUUUUUAGCAGAUCAAGUUACAUGAGAGAGGGGAUUUCCACUACACCCAUCCUGUCCCAUGUUUUUCUUAUUUUUACGAGCACUGUUGAGGAUUCACAAAUUCUGAAGAUGCUUCAGUGUGCAAAUUCACCAACGCUCAGAGAGUAUGGGAUUUAUGUUGCAGUAUCUCUGUGCCGCUGCCCUCUUCCUGUGUCUGAUGAAAGUUGUGAAUAUCAGAGCACAGUGUACACAGUCUUCUUUUGAAUCAAGAAAUGUCAUCUUGUCCGCAUCUUAUCUCUCUACUCAAAGUUUCCCAGAUGGAUCUAUUGUAACAUUUGAGUGUAUAGUUGGACAUAAACCAGUUAACUCAAGAGCAUCUAAAUCUGUUACUUGUGUGGGAAACCAGUGGACAAGCCUGGAAUUAAAUUGCAUAAUGGUGAAAUGUGAGGCACCUCCAACCAUAGAAAAUGGACAGCUUGAAGAUGAUCCUUUGGACAGUUAUGAUUAUUCACAAGUCGUGUCCUACAAAUGUAACCGUGGGUUGAGUCUUAUUGGAAGUCCAACACUUUAUUGUUCUGAGGAUGGGACUUUUAAACCAGAUCCACCUAAAUGUUUGGGGCCUUGUAGUUUGCCUGUUUUUGGAGGAUAUGUCACUUUAACAGAGGAAUUCCGCUCACAAAAAAGUUUCCCUCAUGGAUCCAAAGUAACAUUUGAGUGCAUUCGUGGGCAUGAGCCAGUUGACUCGACAGUGUCUAAAUCAGUUACCUGUGAGGAAACCAAGUGGACGGAACUGCUCCUCACUUGCAAAGUGGAGAAAUGUCAGGCACCUCCAGUCAUAGAAAAUGGACAGAUAGAAGCUGUUUCCUACAAAUGUAAUGAUGGUUUUUUUCUUACUGGAAGUUCAAAACUAUAUUGUUCUGAGGAUGGGACUUUUGUACAAGAUCCGCCAAAAUGUUUGGACGGGUGUCCAACACCUGAAAUUCCACAUGCAAUUAGAAUCGGUGGAAAAUCACCACCCUACAAACUGGCAAACUUUAUAGAUUACAAAUGUGAACCUGGCUACAUAAUGAAAGGAGAAAAUCAUAUUGUGUGUACAGCAAAAGGUUGGAGCCCUGAACCACCACAAUGCAUUGCAUCACUAAGUGUUGAAUUAAGGAGCAGUGCAUAAAUUCAACAUGGGGAAAAAAAAAAACAAGACAAAAUGUUUUUGUGCUGCCUCCAGAUAUAUCCUGUUCAUAUAUUCAUAUAUAAUGAGAGACAUAACAUGUUUGUUGUUACAUUAGCAAACUUGAAAUAACUAGAUACAGUGUUCAAAUGCCUUUAUUGCCAUCAUGUUUUAUUCAUUUAUACUGGGUGUACCCGAGACAUGUCUGGGGAUCUGCCCCAUGCCAUGAAUAUGUGUACUCAAGAAUACAUUGCAUUUGUGCUGUACUUCAUUUAAUGAUCUUUGUCAAACUGAUCUUCUUUUUGGCUUCUGAUUUGUCAGUACGAUGCUCAAAUCCACAAUAUACUCACAUAUAUGAGCUUCAAAAAGGCUACUUAAUUGAUUUGCUUAAUAAAAUAAUAGUUGUAGUUAAAUAUUUA